Sodiomyces alkalinus F11 is the source of this 2001-nucleotide messenger RNA. RefSeq names its product mitochondrial carrier. The coding region runs from base 1 to 2001 and encodes 666 amino acids. The transcript is spliced from 8 exons. Gene Ontology annotation, molecular function: ATP transmembrane transporter activity; calcium ion binding. Lineage: Eukaryota; Fungi; Ascomycota; Sordariomycetes; Glomerellales; Plectosphaerellaceae. The record is from RefSeq and is a predicted model, not a curated record. Gene Ontology annotation, biological process: transmembrane transport.
AUGGGGGUAACAACACUCGUAGCUGGCCUGGAGGCCAAGCUGGGGGAGUCGCAGAACCAGAGGGACAAGAGGGUCGAGGAUCUCUGGAGACGGCUCGACACCCAGGGUUCCGGCUACUUGGACUUCAAGGGCCUGAAGACGGGGCUCAAGAAGAUUGACCACCCCAUGAAAAAUGCCGACGUGAUGCUACGUCAGAUUAUGGCCAUGGUAGAUACCAACUCGGAUGGCAAGAUCGACUAUAAGGAGUUUCGGGUCUUCGUCGAGCACACCGAGAAAGAACUUUUCCAAUUAUUCAGCGCGAUCGACCAUGACGGGAAUGGCAAGCUCGAUAAGGAGGAGAUGCGGGCUGCCUUUAAGAAGGCCGGCAUGGCAAUACCGGCCCGGAAGCUGGACGCUUUCUUCAGCGAGAUCGAUCUGAACAACGACGGAUAUAUCACCUUCACAGAAUGGCGGGACUUCCUCUUGUUCAUGCCGGUAUAUAAUGGCGAUGUUCCUUUACAAGACAUACUUAAGUACUAUUCGUCGAUAGUCACCCUCACGGCAGAGGGCGAGUCGAUGGUAUCAGAGGAGGUAGUUCGAGGCUCAGGUACGACCGCCUUCUUCCUAGACACCUUUUUUGGAUCUCUCUUGCGGAUCGCUUCUCUGCACUACAUUCCGAAUUCUUCUGCGCACGUCUCUCCGCCGUUGCUGUCGUCUUCGUCAUCUCCGUCAUCUCCGUCGUCUUCAAACGCACCGAUCCCGCCGCCGCCGAGCUACGAACACUCCCUUAUUUCCGACCGAGACAUGCGCGCGGCGAACCAGUUCCGAGAGUUCACAGCACCCGAUGCCAGCCAACCGGACAAGAUGGAUCUCAGGGACCUAGCUGCCAUACAGUGUAUCCUGGACGAGCAAGAGUUGGCAGGACCUGUGUGCGACGCCCUCGAGCGGGACAGCGCGGCCAAUUCAUCGGACACAAGCAGCAGCAGCACAGCAUUGAUAGGAGAGGAGCAAGGCUCGCGGGGCCGCACCAAGAAAAGCUGGCUGACGGAUUACCUCCCGGAACCAGGCUAUUUUAUUGCGGGGGCCGCGGCCGGCGGUCUCUCGCGCACUGCCACAGCACCCCUGGACCGCCUAAAGGUCUAUCUCCUCGUCAAUACGACUCCGAGAGCCGAUACGGCUGUCGCUGCGCUAAAGAAGGGCCGCCCUCUGCUGGCGCUGUACAACGCGUGCAAGCCAAUUGGCGAUGGCUUCAGAGAACUCUGGCGCGCCGGUGGUAUUCGGAGUCUGUUUGCGGGAAACGGUCUGAACGUCAUCAAAAUUAUGCCUGAGAGUGCUAUCAAGUUCGGGUCGUAUGAGGCAGCCAAGCGUGCUCUUUCCACAUUGGAGGGUCACGGUGACCCCAAGGAGCUUAGCGGUUACUCUAGAUAUAUUGCCGGCGGUGUUGCUGGCAUGAUCGCCCAGUUCGUAUUAUUCAGUGUUUACCCGGUCGAUACAUUGAAGUUUCGGCUACAGACAUCUACCGUCGAGGGCGGGCUAACGGGUAACGCGCUUGUCAUCGACACGGCCAAGAACAUGUGGAAAACCGGGGGCGUACGGGCGGCCUACCGCGGCGUUACCAUGGGUCUCCUGGGCAUGUUUCCCUACAGCGCCAUCGACAUGGGUACGUUCGAGUUCCUCAAGGCGUCGUACAGCGGAUACAUGGCCAAGCGCAGAGGCGUCCACGAAGAAGACAUACAACCGGGCAACAUCGUGACCGGCAUCAUGGGCGCCACCAGCGGUGCCUUUGGAGCCUGUGUGGUGUACCCGCUCAACGUGUUCCGGACUCGUCUCCAGACGCAGGGGACGGCCAUGCACCCGGCCACAUACACCGGUAUUGUGGACGUCGCGCGGAAGACGAUCAAGAACGAGGGCGUUCGGGGCAUGUACAAGGGUCUCGCCCCGAACCUGCUCAAAGUGGCACCCGCUCUGAGCAUCACCUGGGUGGUUUACGAAAACGCCAAACGUAUUCUCCAUCUUGCGUAA